CAUCGUAGGUGCGCCACUUCAAUGUGGUAAAUAAUAGGAGUAGGAAACCAAGUAUAUUCUACGUCAUACUUAAGGAAGGGUUCGCUUUGCCAUGCCAAAGCGUGAGGCGGCGCCAGACUCUGAAAAUUUCUGUCAUAAAUCAAGAAGCUGUCGCGAUGGUCUUGCGGUAGGCUCUUUUUGUACCACAAAGCGGCGCAAAAUUAUACAUGAAGCGGACGAAUACACCACCUGCUUUGUUGAUACAUAUAAGCAACCAAUCGGCAGGGAAGUCAUCAUGAUGCCGCAGCUAAGUCGCCCCUCCGCAGGUGCGAUGCGCGAGCACUUUUUUCGAGACUUGCCAUGCUCUUGGAAGGAAGCCUUUCCACUUGGGUACCUGGUUGUUAUUCCGCAUUGCUUUGGGGAUAUUUCUUUCCGUAUGGCAGCUCAACAAGGAGUUCAGCCGUCAACAUCCCUUAAGACGUCGCGCCACUCUACCAUCCGUUACAAGUUCUUAGCAGCGGCAGUCGCACAAGCACGUGGGGAAAUCGGUGCCGUCGACACCAUACCACCCUAUGCUUCACUUGUGGUUGCAUUCGCUUUACAAGAUGCAGGGCACAUUGAGCAAAGUUGGGAUCCAGAAAAUUCUGUGGCUAUUUCAAAUUCAGGUGAUCGUAAACCAUUGAGGGGGAAAAAGCGGGAGUGUGGCGCGGUGAUUGGACUUUGCAUUGCAACGGAGCAGGAUCGAGCGUACCACGUGCAACAAAGCCAUCCCGGCUCAUUCACUCACGGAAUGCCUUGUGGUACCUCUAACAAUGGUGCGUACUUUAUAGGGGGGGAGUCUGUUGGUGGUGCGUUGUUCUGUGGAAUCCACCUCAUGUGGGUUGCGUUGCCCUUUCGUGGUCGCGGCGUCGCAUUUGAGAUGAUUGAGGUGGCGAGAAGGCACAUAUCAUACGGAAAUGUAAUUGCACGUGAGCAUGUCGCUUUUCUCGAGCCGACGGCAUCGGGAUCCGCCUUUGCGCAGCGUUAUUCAGGUCGUUCAGACUUUCUUAUUUUUACGACUACAGAAUUCUAA
Phytomonas sp. EM1 is the source of this 1051-nucleotide messenger RNA. NCBI's taxonomy places the organism in Eukaryota, Euglenozoa, Kinetoplastea, Trypanosomatida, Trypanosomatidae. The record is from the annotation of a GenBank genome assembly.